Messenger RNA from Ostertagia ostertagi, 666 nucleotides. NCBI's taxonomy places the organism in Eukaryota, Metazoa, Nematoda, Chromadorea, Rhabditida, Trichostrongylidae. The record is from the annotation of a GenBank genome assembly.
AUGUCACCAAAGUCCACGUCGCCGUUUCUGGAGAUCAAAGCAAUGCUGGCGCAACGAGGGCAAACUGAUACACAGACGGAGGCGGGGGAGGGCUCCCCGGAGGAGCAAAAGGAGAAAAGCAUCAUCGUGAAAAACGUGGAGUUUCUCGAGGAACUCCAAACAGACGAUGAAGCAGGAACGGACGACGCUGGAACUGAUGCAGAGUCGGAGAGAGCCCUUGAGCCCCGUCAGGACGAGAGAAAAGCGUAUCGACUACGCACGAUCGAGGACGACAUUGAACUGAAGGAGGCCGCUAUUUGGGAAUUAGAGGAGCUCGUCGAUCAGCUCGAAAAGCAACCCAAGUGUGCGUCGCGCAGUUUUGGGCAAGGAGUUCGCCGAUACGAGGAUAAGCUGGUGGCCUGCGCAUUUUGCGAGGCUAUCGGUGUCCAUUACUCCGACGCGUGUCCACUCAUUCGCACAGUAGAGGAGCGGCAAAGAGUCCUUUUGGAAAAAGGAAGAUGCGAACGGUGCCUGGAGAGGAACUGUACCUCGGACAGUUAUACGUGCAGGAAAUUUUACGCCAAAUGUUUUCACUGUAAGAAUGAGGGCCAUCAUUCGGCCCUAUGUCUGUUUCCUGAAUACAGUGACGAUAUCCAGGUGAAUUCACAAUUAUGUGGCUUUUUGUGA